AUGGUAGCUGGAGGAGAAGUAAAGAGGUCUCAGAUGAUGAAAAAUAUCUUCGGAGAUCAAUCUGAGGAAGAAGAGAACGAUUCCGAACAUGAAUCCAAUCCUCAGCCCAAUUAUCCUUCCGAUGAAGCCGAGGGCGGCGGGGAGCCGGAAGGAGAAGGUGAAGCUGAGAUUGAAGUUCACGAGGCUGAAGAAAUUGAAGCUGAAUCUGAAGGGGAACAGGGAGAUGUAGAACGUGAUCCUGGAGAAAGUGAGGGUGAGAGGGAGCAAAGCUCACAGGAGCUUGAUGUUGCUGAUCCACCAGAGGAAAGCGAAGCAAGAGAUAGUGAUAGUGAGAACAAAGAAGAAGGAGAUGAAGAGAGAGUAACCACAAAAAGGAGACGAGAUGUUGUCGAGAGUGGAUCAGAGAGGUCUGAGGAAAAGCAGUAUGAGUCUGAAGAUGAAGAGGUUGAUCAGAUUAGGCCUCCAAGAUCACCUAUUGAAGAGAAGGAAGAGGCUCAAGUUGCACAGUCAGACGUAAAUAUUCGUAAUGUAUUUGGAUCUUCGGAUGAUGAAGAUGCAGAAGAAUACGUUCGGAAUGACAUUGAGCCAGAUGAGCCUAGGUCGCCAAUCGAAGAUGAAGAGGGCUCUGAGAAGGAUCUGAGACCCGACGAUAUGGUUCUUGAUGAUAUCCCUGAAGAGGAUCCUCGAUACGAGUCAGAAGAUGAGCGCGUUGAAACCAGGCAGAGGGAGAGGCCAGUUGGCUUCCCGUUGGAAAUAGAAGUUCCUUUCCGUGAUCCCCCUGGUGAUCCCGUAAAGAUGAACCUGAUAAAAGUUUCCAAUAUCAUGGGCAUUGAUCCAAAGCCAUUUGAUGCCAAGACAUUUGUUGAAGAAGACGCAAUUGAGACAGAUGAACCUGGAACAAAGAAGCGUAUUCGUCUGGAAAAUAAUAUUGUUCGCCAUAGGUUUGUUAAGGGCCGAGAUGGCAAAAUGCAUAGUGAAAGUAAUGCUCGGUUUGUGAGGUGGUCAGAUGGAAGUAUACAGCUAUUGAUAGGAAACGAAGUUCUUGAUAUAACUGAACAAGAUGCACAGCAAGACAAUAAUCACCUUUUGAUCAAACAUGAAAAGGGAAUCCUUCAAUCACAAGGAAAAAUUCUGAAGAAAAUGAGAUUUAUUCCGUCAUCCCUGACGUCAAAUUCCCAUAGGCUUUUGACUGCCCUUGUUGACUCGAGGCAGAAGAAGUACAACAAAGUUAAGAACUGUGUCACUGACAUUGACCCUGAGAGGGAGAAGGAGAAGAGAGAGAAGGCGGAAAGCCAAAACCUCAAGGCUACUACAAAGCUGAGCCAAGCGAGAGAAAAGAUUAAGCGCAAGUAUCCGAUUCCUGCUGAAAGGAGACAACUUACCUCUGUGUACUUGGAAUCUCUUGAAGAGGAUGAAGAGACAGACCACUAUGGUCGCUCAAACCGUGGCUAUGAGGAGGAUCUCGAAGCUGAAGCGCAACGGGAACGCCGGAUUAUGAACGCCAAGAAGAACCACAAAGGCUUUGCGGGGAGGUCUUCAAUGACUUCGGGGAGACCGACAAGGCGUCAAGUGGAGUAUUCUGAGAGUGAGAGAGAGGAAUCAGAAUAUGAGACGGAAGAAGAGGAGGAGGAAAAGUCACUGCCACGACGUAAAAGAGUCAAGGAACCAGAAGAUGAGUACGAGGAAGAUGCAGAAGAAGAUGAGGAGGAAGGAGGCAAGGCUAACAGAUACUCAGAAGAAGACGAAGAAGAGGAAGAAGAAGCUGAGGGAACUAGGGCAGAGAAGGAGCGUGGGAGUAGCCGGAAAAGGAAAGGGAUUGAGUCCGAUGAGGAGGAAUCUCCGCCCAGAAAAGCUCCGACUCAUCGUCGUAUGGCCAUGGUUUAUGACAGUGACGAAGAUUAA
Microthlaspi erraticum is the source of this 1902-nucleotide messenger RNA. NCBI's taxonomy places the organism in Eukaryota, Viridiplantae, Streptophyta, Magnoliopsida, Brassicales, Brassicaceae. The record is from the annotation of a GenBank genome assembly.